GCGAUAGUUUUAAACUAUCGAUACUAUCGAUAGUAUCCCAGUUCUACGACGUUUCUUCUAGUUCUAGUAUCGAGUAUUUACUUAUCUCGUUUGUUCCAUAUUUUAAGAGAUGGAAGAGUAUGCGCGAGAGCCUUGUCCUUUCAGGAUUAUUGAUGACUGCGGUGGUGCUUUUGCUAUGGGUUGCAUAGGUGGUGGAAUAUUUCAAGCUAUUAAAGGGUUUCGUAAUGCUCCGUCUGGCCUAAACAAACGUUUGGUUGGAAGUUUGGCUGCUAUCAAAGUACGUUCUCCAGUGAUUGCAGGAAAUUUCGCAGUUUGGGGAGGAAUGUUUAGUACUAUAGAUUGUACUUUAGUACAUUUUCGAAAAAAAGAGGAUCCAUGGAAUUCUAUAAUAAGUGGAUUUGCAACUGGCGGAAUUUUAGCAGCAAGAAACGGAAUCCCAGCAAUGACGGGCAGUGCUAUAAUCGGCGGAGUUUUGCUGGCAUUAAUAGAAGGCGUUGGAAUUUUAUUUACACGUCUUUCAGCAGAACAAUUCCGAAAUCCUACUCCGCCUACUGAGGACCCACUGGCGUUGGAAAGUGCAUCAAAAUCCUUUAGUUUCGGACAGCCGCAGCAACAUCGAUCUCAAUAUCAGUAACCGGUACAACAAUAAAAGUAUCGGUGAAUGCGUGGACUACGUGGAUUUAAAAUAACUACCCCCGGCACGUUCUUAAAUCAUAUAAGUUUAAAUCGGUGCGAUUUCCAAAAUAUCUUUGAAUAUUUGUUUUUGAAAUAAUUAAUAUCUUUUACACACAUAAUUUAUGAAAUAUAUAUUUAAGUAUUUAAAAAGAAAAUUCUAGAUCGUGGGUAAACAUAUUAGCCAGGCUUUAUUGUAAGACAAAGAGCAUUGAAAAUACACCCUGCACGUUUUUGACAUUUUCAAAUAAAUUUCAAACCCAUACGGACAAU
Messenger RNA from Rhagoletis pomonella (apple maggot), 945 nucleotides. RefSeq names its product mitochondrial import inner membrane translocase subunit Tim17-B. Gene Ontology annotation, cellular component: TIM23 mitochondrial import inner membrane translocase complex; mitochondrial inner membrane. Gene Ontology annotation, biological process: protein import into mitochondrial matrix. NCBI's taxonomy places the organism in Eukaryota, Metazoa, Arthropoda, Insecta, Diptera, Tephritidae. Gene Ontology annotation, molecular function: transmembrane protein transporter activity. The transcript is spliced from 4 exons. Bases 110 to 634 code for a protein of 174 amino acids. The record is from RefSeq and is a predicted model, not a curated record.